GAGAAGUAACGAUUUCUGUUGGUGUCCUUUUUACUGUAACGUCAGUGACAUAUGCGGUGAUUCCGCAUUCUGUUGUUAGAAGAAGUACUGGACACACCUUUUGUUAGUGGAUUCGGUAGAAUGUUACUGUUCUGCCCAAACUGUGCUAAUGCUCUUGUGGUGCAGGACGGUAUACAGUCAUAUAGAUUUUGUUGUGCAACAUGUCCGUACUCCUACGAUAUAAUAUAUCGUAUAUCUAAUCGCGUACAUCCAAAACUAAAGGAAGUUGAUGAUGUACUUGGAGGAGCUGCAGCUUGGGAAAACGUAGAUUCUACUGAGGAACGUUGUCCUAAAUGUUCUAAUCCAAGAGCUUAUUUCAUGCAGAUUCAAACAAGAUCAGCAGAUGAGCCUAUGACUACUUUCUACAAAUGUUGUAAUCCUGUGUGUGGUCAUCGCUGGCGAGAUUAACCACACUUACAUUGUUAUAAAUAUGCAGCAAAAUAAAAUUUGGAAGGAAGCCAGUCUUUUACUAUUUUACUAGUGCAUAAAGGUGUCUUUUUGUGGUGUAAUGUCAUGGUUGAUCCAUAUGGAAUGGUAAAUUUAAAUCUGCUGCAGUGUUAAAAAAAAAUGGAAAUUUUGUAUAUAGCUUAUCUACAAAAUUGGUUGACCUAAUUGUUGCAGGUCUAAAAAUUAAUACAAGGAACACACUUCAUUGAAGAUAUAGAUUGGAUCACAAUGCUGGUUCGAAUUCUUUCCUUACUUUUAGAAUUUUGUAGUUUGUGUAAUUCUUGAUGCAUUGACAGUUUGUUGGCAAUGAUGUCAAUAUCAGCUCUUAGCAAUGGAAAUUGCUGAAAGUGUCUAUGGAAAGCACAGUGGCCAUUUGUGGAAAUCCCACAUGAUGUAAUAUGGCAUAUGGUUAUACAGUACUUAUGAAGUUAUCUGCAAUAAAUACAAAAUUAUCCUGUUAUCCUUGAGUCAAUUCAUGAGGUCAGUACCUGGUGUGUAUCACAUUAAAGCUGAGACUAUAUAGACAUUACUCUGAACAGUCUAUAUAGGCUAUUUGCCACUGAACUACUGAGAGUUCUCUAGCAGUCUACACAGAUUAGAGGAUUUUUUCUUAUUGACUUAGUUUGACAUUUAUGUGUAGCAUUGUUUUUGGCAUUAUGGAGGAGAAAACUGUAUCUUUCCAAAUAGGUUCUAUAUAGUAACUGUUAGCAGCAAAGCUAAAGUAAAUGAAUCCACAUAGGAAGUUCAGUGUGUCAGUUAGAUGCCUUUUUAUAUGAAAAGUUGAACUUUGAUUGUAAGAGUGAAAUAUGUAACUGUACAAAUAUUCAGGACAUUGCCUUGUAAGCAUUUCUUCUGGAAAUGUAAAGAAUUUAAGAGCAUUUUCUUCAAAUGUUCAUCAGAGUUGGUGGUGGAUUAAACAAAACUUUGUUAUUGAGACCGUCGGUUUAUAAAUUCACUGUGUGUAAACCAGAUGUUUAUGUACUUUCACAUGUCUUAUUUGCAGUAUUUGUAUUCCUAAAAAAAACAUAUUGAAGGCAAGGCUGGCUGAAGUUGUUUAAAAUGCUUAAAAGCACCUGGGAUCUUGUGCACGGGUGUAGCAGAAAUUUCUGUAAUGGUAAAAAAUGGUAGUUGCUUGGUAUUUUGCUAUCAGUUGUUUUGAGAGGUCUGAAAUAAAUUUCUUGUUGGAGACAGUAAAAUUUUGAUGUCUUACAGGCAGUCAAAGAAGUCUGCCAUAUAUGUAGUGUAAACUAUUGUAGUGGAGCAGUCUUUUCUAGUAAAGAUAGAACUAGUAAAUUUAA
This is a messenger RNA of Schistocerca gregaria, 1784 nucleotides long. RefSeq names its product DNA-directed RNA polymerase III subunit RPC10 (gene Polr3K). The coding region runs from base 121 to 447 and encodes 108 amino acids. Gene Ontology annotation, biological process: termination of RNA polymerase III transcription; DNA-templated transcription. The record is from RefSeq and is a predicted model, not a curated record. The transcript is spliced from 2 exons. Gene Ontology annotation, cellular component: RNA polymerase III complex. Gene Ontology annotation, molecular function: nucleic acid binding; DNA-directed RNA polymerase activity; zinc ion binding. Lineage: Eukaryota; Metazoa; Arthropoda; Insecta; Orthoptera; Acrididae.